CUUGUGUGGGUCCGCCAAGCUGCGACCAACCGAAAUUCCCAAAAAUCGAAUUUCCGGGAGAAACGCGAAGAGCCUCUGGUUAGCCCGUUUGGGAUGCUUGAAUUCGGUGCAGAUUCGACGGGGGGCAAUCCGGAAAGACCAGAUUUCACUGCGAUAGCCGGAUUACGGCGGGUCGUAAAUCCAGAAGUGGAGCUGCGAAAGCAAGGACACGACAACCGGGUUUUUGUUAUGUUUCGGUUUUUUUGGUUUUCGUUUCCUUGCUUAUGGCGUUUCCAAUCUGCUGCCUUCCCCCUGCUAUAA
This is a messenger RNA of Penicillium psychrosexuale, 300 nucleotides long. RefSeq lists its product as uncharacterized. Lineage: Eukaryota; Fungi; Ascomycota; Eurotiomycetes; Eurotiales; Aspergillaceae. The record is from RefSeq and is a predicted model, not a curated record. The annotation marks the transcript as partial. The transcript is spliced from 2 exons.